Melanotaenia boesemani (Boeseman's rainbowfish) is the source of this 2137-nucleotide messenger RNA. RefSeq names its product zinc finger protein OZF-like. Gene Ontology annotation, biological process: regulation of transcription by RNA polymerase II. Lineage: Eukaryota; Metazoa; Chordata; Actinopteri; Atheriniformes; Melanotaeniidae. The record is from RefSeq and is a predicted model, not a curated record. The transcript is spliced from 2 exons. Gene Ontology annotation, molecular function: DNA-binding transcription factor activity, RNA polymerase II-specific; RNA polymerase II cis-regulatory region sequence-specific DNA binding. The coding region runs from base 92 to 1219 and encodes 375 amino acids.
UAAAUAACAGUGGGGAUGCUAGCAGCACUUGUGGAUCGAAAAACGGCUGUGUUGUCGUCUCUCAGCUGAAUGUUUCUGUGUUUCAGCAACAAUGUCUUCAGUUCAGCAUCUGAGAGAGUUUAUCAGCGAGCGACUAACUGCUGCUGCUGAAGAAAUAUUCACAGAGUUUGAAAAAACCAUCGUCCAGUACGAAGAAGAGAUCGAUCGUCAGCGCAGACUUCUGGAUACCAGCUGGAAACCUCGCUUAAACAUUCAGACAACAGACGUUCCACAGCAGCAUGCCUGUAAGGAAGAUGAAGCUCUGGAUGACCAGCAACUCUGUAACCAGGAGAGGACGUCCAGUUUGAACCAGGAGGAACCAGAACUUCCACAGAUUAAAGAGGAACAGGAGGAACUCUGCACCAGUCAGGAGGCAGAGCAGCUUGUACUGAAGCAGGAGACGGAUACCUUUAUAUUGACUCAGAAGUAUCAAGACUUCAGCCAAGCAGAAACAAAUACUGGCAAAUUUUUCUGUCAUAACUCUCUGUUAACUAAGAGUUUUAACAAUAAAGAUGGCAGCCAGUCAGACAUGGGAUCAGCUAGUGAUGGAGAGAUGAAUCCAAAGCAGAGACUUAAUAAAAAGCGAUGGAACUGUAACAGUUUAAGCUGCUCCCCUGUGACAGAGAGUCAGACUGAUACUGAGUCUCUUAAAACGUCUGUAAAAUGUGAUGUUUGUGGAAAAGCCUUCAGUGGCAGGUGCAGUAUGGAGAAACAUCAUGCAGUUCACGCAGGUGUAAAGCCAUAUGCUUGUAAAACAUGCGGGAAAUGUUUCAGUCACAAUCGUACUUUGCUUACUCACCUAAGAAUCCACACAGGUGAGAAGCUGUUCCCUUGCAAAACAUGUGGGAAAUGUUUUACUCGGAGGAGUGAUCUGUUGACCCACAUGAGAAUCCACUCAGGCGAGAGGCCUUUUUCAUGUGGAACAUGUGGGAAAAGGUUCAGUCAGAAGAGUAAUUUGAUGGUUCACAUGGUCAUCCACUCUGGAGAAAGACCAUUUACUUGUGGAAUAUGUGGAAAAACUUUUAACCAAAAAAGUUAUUUGAGGGUUCACAUGAGAAUCCACACAGGUGAGGUGUAUUCCUGUGAAAUAUGUGAAAAAAGUUUCCAUUUCAAACAAAGUUUGACUGCCCAUGUGGUAACUCACUCAGGUGAAAAGCUGAAUUCUUUAAAAACAGUUUAGAAGUUUUGAUUUUAGUCACAAAUGAAAGCUUACUUUUAAGUGUAUUUGCAUUUAUCUAUCAGUAACUGUUUUUAAGUAUUUCAGAAAAUAUGUUGUUUUGUUCAGUCUCAGUUUUGCACCGUUUUGCCUUUUUUACCACAUCAUUUUAUUUCUAAAGCACUUUAAAGACAACAUACCAGCUGACCAACAUGCUGUACAUUACGUUUUAAAAAAAGAAAAAAACGCAUCAAAAUAGAACAAAUAAAGAACAAGGAGGCGUCAGCUGGUCUGUUGCACAUGUUUACAAUGUGAGGGUGAUGCUAGCAGGUUGGGCUGUUAGCAUUUGUCUGUUUAGAAGCUACAUUUUACUACAUUUACAAGCUCCUUAUUAAAAAAAUAAAUAUUCAUUCUUUUUGUAGUGGAUUUUGGUUUGAUUACUUAGAAGGCAGGGUAAGUUAAUAUACUAUGUUUCAUACUUGAACACAAUUCAGCAUACUUCACUUUAAGCUGAGGAAGAGCAUAAAAACAUUCAAAUCAGAAAAGGACAAAGACAUUUUAAGAUGUCGAGAAGUUUCAUAAAAGCACUGUUGAAAUGUCAAAUGAAUUUCUGAAAAUACAUUUUGCACAAUAAAUAACAGAAAAGGCAAAAAAUUAGCACUAUAUAUAUGUGUGUGUGAGUGUGCGUGUGCGUGUCAUUAAGUGAUCAGUUACAACAAUAUCUUUUAUUAUUAAUAACUGAAUGUUAAACAUACACAAAGCAUCUAAAUGUCAGGGCUAUAUUACAGUUAAUAACCGGAAAUAUUAGAAAACUCAUUUGUAAAUAAUAAAAGGUAGAUGUUAUGAGAAAUAACAGAAUGUGAAUUUUCUUUUCCCAGUUAUUUCCUGUUUGGUUUGGAGUCUUUCCAUCUUGUUUAAGGAACAUUAAUUCUUCCAGAAAUG